Molecule: messenger RNA, 4523 nt
Organism: Puma concolor (puma)
Lineage: Eukaryota; Metazoa; Chordata; Mammalia; Carnivora; Felidae
Source: RefSeq, a predicted model, not a curated record
GCAGUCAGAUGCCUCCUCAGCCACCUGGGAGCCAGUCAGAAUCCAGUUCCCAUCCUGCCUUGAGCCAGUCACCAAUGCCACAGGAAAGAGGUUUUAUGGCAGGCACACAAAGAAACCCUCAGAUGUCUCAAUAUGGACCUCAACAGACAGGACCAUCCAUGUCGCCUCAUCCUUCUCCUGGAGGCCAGAUGCAUCCUGGAAUCAGUAGCUUUCAGCAGAGUAACUCAAGUGGGACUUAUGGUCCGCAGAUGAGCCAGUAUGGACCACAAGGUAACUACUCCAGACCCCCAACGUAUAGUGGGGUGCCCAGUGCGAGCUACAGCGGCCCAGGGCCCGGCAUGGGCAUCAAUGCCAACAACCAGAUGCACGGACAAGGGCCAAGCCAGCCGUGUGGUGCUAUGCCCCUGGGACGAAUGCCAUCAGCUGGGAUGCAGAACAGGCCGUUUCCUGGAAAUAUGAGCAGCAUGACCCCCAGCUCUCCCGGCAUGUCCCAGCAGGGAGGGCCAGGAAUGGGGCCACCGAUGCCAACCGUGAACCGUAAGGCACAGGAGGCAGCUGCCGCAGUGAUGCAGGCCGCUGCAAACUCGGCACAAAGCAGGCAAGGCAGUUUCCCGGGCAUGAACCAGAGUGGACUUAUGGCUUCCAGCUCUCCCUACAGCCAGCCCGUCAACAACAGCUCUGGGCUCAUGAACACCCAGGCACCCCCCUACAGCAUGGCGCCCAAUAUGGUGAACAGCUCAACAGCAUCUAUGGGUCUUGCAGAUAUGAUGUCUCCUGGCGAAUCCAAAUUGCCCCUGCCUCUCAAAGCAGACGGUAAAGAAGAAGGCACUCCACAGCCUGAGAGCAAGUCGAAGGAUAGCUACAGCUCUCAGGGUAUAUCUCAGCCCCCAACCCCCGGCAACCUGCCAGUCCCUUCCCCAAUGUCCCCCAGCUCUGCUAGCAUCUCCUCAUUUCAUGGAGAUGAAAGUGAUAGCAUUAGCAGCCCAGGCUGGCCAAAGACUCCAUCAAGCCCUAAGUCCAGCUCAUCCACCACCACUGGGGAAAAGAUCACAAAGGUGUAUGAGUUGGGGAAUGAGCCAGAGAGAAAGCUGUGGGUCGACCGAUACCUUACCUUCAUGGAAGAGAGAGGCUCCCCCGUCUCCAGUCUGCCCGCGGUGGGCAAGAAGCCCUUGGACCUGUUCCGGCUCUACAUCUGCGUCAAAGAGAUCGGAGGUUUGGCACAGCGGGAAUUACCUACCAUGUUGGGUCUGUGGGUGAGGUUCAUUGCCUACCUGGCUAACAAGGGCUGCUUGAGCACAGCUGUGAUGCACGAUGCGAACUCAGGGUCCUUGCAAGGUCCUCAGACCCCCCAGUCAACCAGCAGCAAUUCGAUGGCAGACGUACAAGGCGACCUGAAGCCACCUACCCCAGCGUCUACCCCGCAUGGACAGAUGACCCCAAUGCAAGGUGGAAGAAGCGGUACAGUCAGCGUGCACGACCCGUUCUCAGACGCCAGUGACUCAUCGUUCCCAAAACGGAACUCCAUGACCCCGAGCGCCCCGUACCAGCAGAGCAUGAGCAUGCCUGACGUGAUGGGCAGGAUGCCCUAUGAACCCAACAAGGACCCCUUCGGUGGAAUGAGAAAAGUGCCUGGGAGCAGUGAGCCCUUUAUGACUCAAGGACAGAUGCCCACUAGCAGUGUGCAGGACGUGUAUAACCAGAGUCCCUCCGGAGCACUAUCCGGUCUGGGCAUGGGGCGGCAGCAGUUUCCCUACGGAGCCGGCUACGACCGAAGGCACGAACCUUACGGGCAGCAGUACCCAGGCCAAGGCCCUCCCUCAGGACAGCCGCCAUAUGGAGGACACCAGCCCGGCCUGUAUCCACAGCAGCCGAAUUACAAACGCCAUAUGGACGGCAUGUAUGGGCCUCCGGCCAAACGCCACGAGGGAGACAUGUACAACAUGCAGUUCGGCAGCCAGCAGCAGGAGAUGUAUAACCAGUACGGAAGUUCCUACUCCGGACCGGACAGGAGGCCCAUCCAGGGGCAGUAUCCGUACCCCUACAACAGAGAGAGGGUGCAGGGCCCCGGGCAGAUGCAGCCGCACGGGAUCCCGCCUCCCAUGAUGGGCGGCCCCAUGCAGUCGUCCUCCAGCGAAGGGCCUCAGCAGAGCAUGUGGGCGACGCGCAAUGAUAUGCCUUACCCCUACCAGAACCGGCAGGGCCCCGGGGGCCCGGCCCAGGCCCCGCCGUAUCCAGGCAUGAACCGCACGGAUGAUAUGCUGGUACCUGAGCAAAGGAUCAAUCACGAGAGCCAGUGGCCUUCCCACGUCAGCCAACGUCAGCCUUAUAUGUCCUCUCCCGCCUCCAUGCAGCCCAUCACGCGCCCGCCUCAGUCAUCCUACCAGACGCCUCCAUCACUGCCAAACCACAUCUCCAGAGCCCCCAGCCCCGCGUCCUUCCAGCGCUCCCUGGAGAGCCGCAUGUCUCCCAGCAAGUCUCCCUUUCUGCCCUCUCUGAAGAUGCAGAAGGUCCUGCCCACCGUCCCCACGGCCCAGGUCACGGGCCCGCCCCCCCAGCCACCCCCGAUCCGAAGGGAGAUCACCUUCCCUCCUGGCUCAGUCGAGGCAUCGCAGCCAGUCUUGAAACAAAGGCGAAAGAUUACCUCAAAAGAUAUCGUUACUCCUGAGGCCUGGCGUGUGAUGAUGUCCCUCAAGUCCGGUCUUUUGGCUGAAAGUACAUGGGCUCUGGACACCAUUAACAUUCUCCUGUACGAUGACAGCACUGUCGCCACCUUCAGUCUCUCCCAGCUGUCCGGAUUUCUGGAACUUUUAGUAGAGUACUUUAGAAAAUGCCUAAUUGACAUUUUUGGAAUUCUUACGGAAUACGAGGUGGGAGACCCCAGCCAAAAAGCACUUGAUCACAAUGCGGGGAAGAGAGCUGACGGCCAGUCCUUGGCCGACGAGUCUGGGAAAGAGGAGGAGGGCACCGAGUGUGUGGACGAGGAGGACGACGAGGAGGACGACGAGGAGGACGACGAGGAGGAGGACGACGGGAAGACGGAGACCGAGGAGAAGAGCAGCUCGACUCUGGCCUCUCCCAACACCACUGCGGAUCCGAAGGAAAAGCCCAGGCAAGCUAGCAAGUUCGACAAGCUCCCGAUAAAGAUAGUCAAAAAGAACAACCUGUUUGUGGUCGACCGAUCUGACAAGCUGGGUCGUGUUCAGGAGUUCAACAGCGGACUUCUGCACUGGCAGCUUGGCGGGGGGGACACCACCGAGCACAUCCAGACUCACUUUGAGAGCAAGAUGGAAAUUCCUCCUCGCAGGCGUCCACCUCCCCCUCUGAGCUCCACCGGGAGGAAGAAAGAGCAGGAAGGAAAAGGCGAUUCUGACGAGCAGCAAGAGAAGAGCAUCAUCGCAACCAUCGAUGAUGUCCUCUGUGCUCGGCCGGGGGCGCUGCCCGAAGAUGCGAACCCUGGUACCCAGACCGAGAGCGGGAAGUUUCCCUUUGGGAUACAUCAAGCCAAAAGUCACCGGAACAUCAAGCUGCUGGAGGACGAGCCCAGGAGCCGAGACGAGACUCCUCUCUGCACCAUCGCGCACUGGCAGGAUUCCCUGGCCAAGCGCUGCAUCUGUGUGUCGAAUAUUGUCCGUAGCUUGUCUUUUGUGCCUGGCAAUGACGCCGAAAUGUCCAAACAUCCAGGCUUGGUGCUGAUCCUGGGGAAGCUGAUUCUCCUUCACCACGAGCAUCCAGAGAGGAAGCGAGCGCCGCAGACCUACGAGAAAGAGGAAGACGAGGACAAAGGGGUGGCCUGCAGCAAAGACGAGUGGUGGUGGGACUGCCUGGAGGUCCUAAGGGACAACACGCUGGUCACGUUGGCCAACAUUUCCGGGCAACUAGACUUGUCUGCGUACACAGAAAGCAUCUGCCUGCCGAUUCUGGACGGCUUGCUGCACUGGAUGGUGUGCCCGUCGGCAGAGGCACAAGACCCCUUUCCAACCGUGGGACCCAACUCUGUCCUGUCGCCUCAGAGACUUGUGCUGGAGACCCUCUGCAAACUCAGUAUCCAGGACAACAACGUGGACCUGAUCUUGGCCACGCCUCCAUUUAGUCGCCAGGAGAAAUUCUACGCUACGUUAGUUAGGUACGUUGGGGAUCGCAAAAACCCAGUCUGUCGAGAAAUGUCCAUGGCGCUCUUAUCGAACCUUGCCCAAGGGGACGCGCUGGCAGCAAGGGCAAUAGCUGUGCAGAAGGGAAGCAUCGGAAACUUGAUAAGCUUCCUAGAGGACGGGGUCACCAUGGCCCAGUAUCAGCAGAGCCAGCAUAACCUCAUGCACAUGCAACCGCCGCCUCUAGAACCACCUAGCGUGGACAUGAUGUGCAGGGCGGCCAAGGCUCUGCUGGCCAUGGCCAGGGUGGACGAGAACCGCUCGGAAUUCCUUCUGCACGAGGGCCGAUUGCUGGAUAUCUCGAUAUCAGCCGUCCUGAACUCUCUGGUUGCGUCUGUCAUCUGUGAUGUACUGUUUCAGAUUGGGCAGUUAUGA